Raphanus sativus (radish) is the source of this 2524-nucleotide messenger RNA. Its product is annotated as probable galacturonosyltransferase 3. The coding region runs from base 156 to 2177 and encodes 673 amino acids. The record is from RefSeq and is a predicted model, not a curated record. Gene Ontology annotation, molecular function: polygalacturonate 4-alpha-galacturonosyltransferase activity. The transcript has 8 exons. NCBI's taxonomy places the organism in Eukaryota, Viridiplantae, Streptophyta, Magnoliopsida, Brassicales, Brassicaceae.
AGAAAAAGUCAAAGUCGUCUUAUAGUUAGUUAAGAAGUGCUUGUAGUUUUUCUUACCACGGAACGGCAGCACGUGCACGUUUCAAAAACCGCUCGACUGAUUUGCCUUUUUUUAAGAAAGUUCGGAUUCUCACAGUCGCAGGGGAGCAGAUCCAGAUGAUGAUGAUGUCGAGAUGCUUCUUAUGGCUGGUAUUGCUAAAUCAUGUGGGUGGAGCCAUUUUAGAGUCACAAGCACCCCACCGAGAACUUCAAGCUUACCGAGAUUGUCCUGGAUGUACUACUACUACUACUAGUGCUUCCUCUGUUUCUGCACUUCACUACGAUCCAGAUCUCAAAGAUGUGAACAUAGUUGCCACCUACAGUGACCAUCACGGUAACAUACGCCUUGGUAGUGUCAAAAUGGGACAUCUUUCAUCUUCUUGGCUUUUCGACAAUCCUCUUCGCCCCAACACCAAUCCUUCUUCUCAGCUAGUGAUACCGCAGGAUUCAUUUCAAAAUGAUUCUACUAGAAUGGAAGAGAAUGCUGCAACUUAUUCUACAACUAAUCAGUCUGGUGAAACCGAUAACCAUUUUCCACACAUGGAGUUUACAAGCCCUGCUAAACUCAAGCGUCAGAGUUUACGUCAGGAAAGGAGAGCUCAACGGACUCUCGACCUGAUCCAACAUGAUAAGGAAUCUGAUCACCAGAUGCAAGAAGCUGCCAUUCACAAGUCUAUCACCUUUGAAAACUCUGUCGUUGGCAAAUACAGUAUUUGGAGGAGAGACUAUGAGAGCCCCAACGCUGAUGCUAUCUUGAAGCUUAUGAGAGACCAGAUCAUUAUGGCUAAAGCAUAUUCCCAUAUCGCCAAAUCCAAAAACGCUACCAAUCUCUACCUUUUCUUGAUGCAGCAGAGUAGAGAAAAUCAACGUGUUCUGGGUAAAGCAACAUCUGAUGCUGACCUUCCUUCCAGAGCCCUUGAACAAGCAAAAGCCAUGGGCCAUGCUCUCUCUCUGGCAAAAGACGAGUUAUAUGACUGCCAUGAACUUGCUAAGAAGUUUCGGGCCAUGCUUCAAUCCACUGAACGCAAUGUAGAUGGACUGAAGAAAAAGGGCACCUUCUUAAUUCAGCUGGCCGCCAAGACAUUUCCCAAGCCAUUGCAUUGCCUCAGUCUCCAGCUUGCGGCUGACUAUUUUCUUCUCGGUUUCAAUGAAGAGGAGGAUGGAGUCAAAAAGGAUGCCAAGUUUGAAGAUCCUUCUCUCUAUCACUAUGCCAUCUUUUCGGAUAACGUCCUCGCAACAUCAGUCGUAGUCAACUCCACUGUCCUGAAUGCAAAGGAACCGGAGAAGCAUGUGUUCCAUAUAGUAACAGACAAAUUGAACUUUGCUGCAAUGAAGAUGUGGUUUCGCGUCAAUGCUCCUACUGAUGCCACGAUUCAAGUUGAGAACAUCAAUGAUUUUAAGUGGCUCAACUCCUCGUACUGCUCUGUUCUACGGCAGCUUGAAUCCGCAAGGCUCAAAGAAUACUAUUUCAAAGCAAAUCAUCCUUCCUCUAUCUCUGCUGGCGCAGACAAUCUCAAGUAUCGAAACCCAAAGUAUCUAUCGAUGCUGAAUCAUCUGAGAUUCUACCUUCCUGAGGUGUAUCCGAAGCUGGACAAGAUCCUGUUUCUUGACGAUGACAUUGUGGUGCAAAAGGACCUGGCACCUCUAUGGGAAGUAGACAUGCAAGGAAAAGUGAAUGGAGCUGUAGAGACGUGCAAGGAGAGCUUCCACAGAUUUGACAAGUACCUCAACUUCUCUAAUCCAAAGAUCUCAGAGAAUUUCGAUGCGGGGGCUUGCGGUUGGGCAUUUGGCAUGAAUAUGUUCGACCUGAGAGAGUGGAGGAAAAGGAACAUCACAGGGAUAUAUCAUUACUGGCAAGACAUGAAUGAGGAUAGAACGCUGUGGAAGCUGGGUUCGUUGCCACCGGGGUUAAUCACAUUCUACAACCUGACAUAUGCAAUGGAGCGGAGCUGGCACGUGCUGGGGCUAGGCUAUGACCCAGCGCUCAACCAGACAGCUAUAGAGAAUGCAGCAGUUGUGCAUUACAAUGGGAACUACAAGCCAUGGCUGGGUUUGGCGUUUGCCAAGUACAAACCUUACUGGUCUAAGUACGUCGAGUACGAUAACCCUUACCUCCGUCUAUGCAACAUAAAUGAAUGAAUGAAUGAAGAGGUUGGGCUUUGGAGGAGUAGAUCACACGAGGAGACGAGAGCAUAAUACAUAUUUUUUGUUUUAGUAUACUAUAGGAACCAAUCAAGAGAGGGCGAGGAUAAAAAUAAAAUCAAUCGUUCUAUUGUUACUUUUAGUAUUAAGUUUCUGAAGCGUAAGAUCAUCUUUUUCAGUCACAAACAAAAGAAAAACAACUUGCAAUCAAGGACAAUAGUGAGCCCAAAGCUUUGUGUACGAAAGCUCAUCCUUCUAUAAGCUCAGAACUGUUUUUUUUUUGUAACUAGCUCAGCUCAGAACUGUUGCCUGUUGGUAAUGUAUGUGUUAUAUAGGUUUGCCUC